AUGUCCAAAGCAUAUAUUGAGCAGGUUGUGUGCAACUUCUUUCAACCAACUCACCCAACACCACACUCACUACACCACGUUCGACCUAAGGCUCCACCAGCACCCACUUUCAAAAUUCAGCGCCAAAACGAAACCCCCUUUUUUGCACAGACUCAGAUGUACUCGAGACCGCCACAAUACCAGGGAUACUCAGCAAACUACCCGAGCGGGUACAACUCGGAGGUUGUGAGAAUGCAGAAUUUGGCAACUUCACGAAUCAAAUUCAACGCCGGACGGACGUUUGACUCGCUCGACGACGUCGAGUUCUGCCCCAACCUCCUCGAGGAAGAACGACUCAACAAUGCAUCCCCCCAUAUGCUGACGCCCGACCAGGAGCUGCGAAACGCCAUCUCCAGACAGUACGGCGGAUCCAACUACUCGUACUCGUCCCCUCUUUCGCCCUCUCCCAGCGGCUCUGCCGGCGUGACCCGGGCCAAAAAGGCGCUUGAGAUCAUCGAUCCCGCCACCGGACGAGCUUCCACCCCUACCAACAUGGAUACCGGCUCCCCUCGGAAGCUCUAG
Yarrowia lipolytica CLIB122 is the source of this 561-nucleotide messenger RNA. RefSeq lists its product as uncharacterized. NCBI's taxonomy places the organism in Eukaryota, Fungi, Ascomycota, Dipodascomycetes, Dipodascales. The record is from RefSeq and is a predicted model, not a curated record.